Messenger RNA from Ylistrum balloti, 3887 nucleotides. Its product is annotated as transcriptional repressor NF-X1-like. The coding region runs from base 136 to 3759 and encodes 1207 amino acids. Lineage: Eukaryota; Metazoa; Mollusca; Bivalvia; Pectinida; Pectinidae. The record is from RefSeq and is a predicted model, not a curated record. Gene Ontology annotation, molecular function: DNA-binding transcription factor activity, RNA polymerase II-specific; zinc ion binding; RNA polymerase II transcription regulatory region sequence-specific DNA binding. The transcript is spliced from 23 exons. Gene Ontology annotation, biological process: negative regulation of transcription by RNA polymerase II. Gene Ontology annotation, cellular component: nucleus.
UUUAAAUGUUUAUAUUUAGCAUGACGUCAUAAAAACUGUAUAAAAAUCCGACCAAGAAAUCAAAAUGGGCAUUAUUACGCCAAUUUACAAGAAGGAAGAGAAAAAGAAAAGCCAAAAGAAAAGAAGAUUCAACCAAUGGCGGUAGCUUGUGAAGAAUCCUAUAACAGCACAAGAAUAUUAUCAACAACUAUGAAUCCAAAUCAACAGAUGUACAGUAACCAACAGUUUCAACAAGGACAGCAGGGUUAUUUUGAUCCUACCCAAAUGUACUAUCCAGCUCCAAAUCCACAAUUUCCACCAAGUCCUAUUUUUCAACCAUUUCACCAUAUCGGUCCACCUCCGUAUUUCCCACCUUCACAAAGCUUCAAUAAUAAUUCACUGGUUGGAGCAUCCUUACAACUUUAUGGUCAGGAGAUGAAUCAGCAACCUGGUUACAGCAGAGGUUGGGGGGGUAGAAGAGGAGGUGCGUCAAGGGGAAAAGGGAAAUUUAAUAAUGAAUCCCAAAAUCAUCCUACAAAAAAAUUCCCUAAUAGCCCUGUAGUGGAAGAGACACCCGUUGUUGAGACAUCAGAUUCAGUUGAUGAAUAUUUACAGAGUUAUGUAGAUGGUGCUUUUGAUGAUGAAGGACAUGUUGAAAAGGAGUCUAAAAUUGAGGCAAAAGAUGCACCCAGUAAACAGAAAAAUAGCAGGAAUCUACAGGGAGGGAAAAAAAAUCUGAAUGGGACUAAUUAUCAGCGACAACAAUUUGACAGUUACAGGGAUAAUGUUGAAAAUAAUGAUCCACGUUAUUUAAGUAAUAGAGGAGGACGUGGAAAAGGAAGAUUUGAAGGAUCAAGGUCAAAUUAUGAUCCAGACAGACGGUCGUUUUCAUCAAGAAAUAGAAACCAUGAGGUAAAUAGUGUACAUGAUCAAAAAGAUUAUAAUUGUAGUCUCAAUGAAAAAAGAAAUAAUGGAAAAUUCAGCAAAAAAGAAGAAAAUGUCUCUCAUACCAGCAGUAACUAUGGCCUCAAUAAAGAAGACACAAGUGGAGAAAGUAAAAAAAAUAACAAGGAUAAAUUCACAAAAUAUGAGGAGAGGCAGCAACUAAAUGAUCGACGAGGUCAGAGAUCUGGUAGGGGAAGACAGCCACAUCAGGGACGUUCAUUUCAGGGCAGACAUGAUGAGGACUAUGACCCACAGAAUGAUAUAUCUUCUGAUACCUCUAACCAGAAUAAAAAUAAACAACCACAUUCGGACCGGGAUAAGUACCACAAGCCAAGGAAUUUUCAAGGGCAACGUAACCAAAGUCAUAGACCAUAUAUGGCAAGAACACUCUCUGGAAAGGUGGACGAAAGUCAGAGAGGUGUACUGAUUGAACAGUUGACCAACAACUCUUAUGAAUGUAUGGUGUGUUGUGAGACAGUCCGCUGUCAUAAUGCGGUGUGGAGCUGCUCUAAUUGUUUCCAUGUAUUCCAUCUACGUUGUGUCAAGAAAUGGGCAAAGUCUUCUACAGCUGUUGGUGAAAAUGAGGACAAUGGAUGGAGAUGUCCAGCCUGUCAGAACAAAUGUGAUCAGUUUCCUUCCCAGUAUAGAUGUUUCUGUGGCAAAGUGAGAGACCCUGAAUUUAAUCGUAUGGAGAUUCCACACAGCUGUGGUGAGAUGUGCAGUAAACGAAGGGCAGAUAACUGUCCACAUCCAUGUAACAUUCUUUGUCAUCCUGGUCCCUGUCCACCAUGUAAUGCUGUCAUCAGUCGUUCCUGUGAUUGUGGAAAAACUAGUCAAACCAUGAAAUGUAGUGCUACUCAGAUUAUCAAGUGUGAGGAAAAAUGUGGUAAACAACUCAACUGUGGCAAACAUUUCUGUAAGGUCACCUGUCAUGCAGGGUCUUGUUCCAUGUGUGAGGAAGUCAUUGUACAGGAAUGCUACAAAGCUCACACCAGUAGAGAAGUGAUUUGUGGUACUAAGGAAUCUUUCCAAUCUGCCUUCAGCUGUAAUGCACCUUGUGGAAAGACACUCGAGUGCGGAAAUCACACAUGUGAAGAGGUAUGUCAUGAAGGCCCUUGUGACCCAUGUAGUCUUUCACCGUUGGCAGUGAUCACCUGUCCAUGUGGUUCCUCUCUUCUUGCAGAUCUCAACUCUACUCCAAGGACAAGCUGUCUCGAUCCUAUCCCCACAUGCGGGGCUAUCUGUAACAAGACACUUAACUGUGGACCUUCAGAUGAUCCUCAUAUCUGUAAGCUGUUGUGUCAUGAGGGUGUUUGUGGGGCGUGUCCAGGAGAAACCCUCCUUAAGUGUCGGUGUGGUGCUCUAGAAAAAUUCUUUCCUUGCACAGAAGCCAAGAUCAUCACUGAGAAAAAUCCAUUCCACUGUGAUAAACGUUGUAAUAAAAAACGACUGUGUGGCCGACAUAAAUGUGGACAAACAUGUUGUGUGCUUGAAAAGGAAGAUCAUUUCUGUGACCUUAUAUGUGGGAAGAAACUGUCAUGUGGCCUUCACAAGUGUGAGGAGCCUUGUCACCGUGGAUACUGCCCUCCCUGUCUCUUAGCAAGUUUUGAGGAGCUGACAUGCUACUGUGGUAGUGAGGUUAGGUUUCCACCUGUUCCUUGUGGUGCCAAACCACCAGAAUGCUUCAAGAAGUGUACACGCCCUCAUUCCUGCUCCCACCCAGUUCGUCAUAAUUGCCAUAGUGAUGAGAAUUGCCCCCCUUGCACAGAGCUCACAUCAAAAUACUGCAUGGGAAACCAUGAGUUGAGGAAAAACAUCCCAUGUCACAUCAGCAACAUCUCGUGUGGUCUUUCUUGUGACAAAGCACUACCCUGUGGUACCCACAAGUGUAUCCGCACCUGUCAUAAGGGAGAGUGUCAGGAAGAUGGAAAGAACUGUGUUCAACCCUGCCCUACUCCACGGGCUGUCUGUGGUCAUCCAUGUGGUGUGCCAUGUCACAGUGGUCAAGACUGCCCACCUGUCCCGUGCAAAGCAGAGAUCAUCAUAAAGUGCCCAUGUGGGAGAAAGUCAGCACGACAGUUCUGUAUGGCAGGUGGUUUAACUCCAGAGCUCGAGGAAUAUCAGAAGAUAGCUGUACAAACGCUAGCUAGCACUGUUGGCUCUGGACAGACAGUGGAUAUAUCCAAUUUAACAUCUGCUGCCAAGAAAGUUGCCAAACGACAACUGGAGUGUGAUGGAGAAUGUGCCAUCAUGGAAAGGAACAGACGCAUGGCUCUAGUUCUGGAAAUUAAAAACCCAGACCUAAGUGCCAAGCUUGGCAAUCCAUCUUAUAACGACUUCCUGAAGGAAUAUGCCAGAAACAACCCUCAGAAUGUGGCUUCCAUCGACAAAGCUUUCUCUAAUCUUGUUCAGAAUGCCAAAGGGUCCAAACAUCCCCACCGUUCUCAUCAGUUUCCUCCCAUGAACCGUGACCAGAGAAGAGUCGUACAUGAGCUGGCAGAGUUCUAUGGCUGCGAGACACAGAGCUAUGAUUUGGAACCAAAGAAGAAUGUAGUAGCAACAGCACACAAAGAUAAGUGCUGGUUACCUUCUGUUACACUGACUGCCUUGAUACAGAGAGAACUACACCCAAAAGCUCCUACCCCUAUACCACAUGUCCAUGAUGAGGACGCCCUUAGGAAAUCAGCCUCUGCAGCAAAACAAAGCACCUCCCUUCUUCCCGGCCAGUCAAUGAAACCUGUGGCAUGGGCUUCAAGGGAGGCUACUCAGACAGUACUAAAAAAGAACAUGAAAACAGAGAAACAGAUUGAUUAUUUUGAUUUUUCGGAAGACUGAUUUUUAUACACACAUGUAAAUAUUGUGGUAUCUAUGCGUUGACAUAUUAUGAAAGCCAACAUGUUAUAAGCUUGCACUUUUGCUUUCUUUUAUUUGUUGCUUUUUUUGUCUUUGAUUACGUUUCAAAC